Messenger RNA from Alosa alosa (allis shad), 687 nucleotides. Its product is annotated as vomeronasal type-2 receptor 26-like. Gene Ontology annotation, molecular function: G protein-coupled receptor activity. Gene Ontology annotation, cellular component: membrane. Gene Ontology annotation, biological process: G protein-coupled receptor signaling pathway. The record is from RefSeq and is a predicted model, not a curated record. Bases 52 to 687 code for a protein of 211 amino acids. The transcript is spliced from 2 exons. Lineage: Eukaryota; Metazoa; Chordata; Actinopteri; Clupeiformes; Clupeidae.
GCAUUUGGUAUUAGUUUUGUACUCUGUGUCUCUAGCAUUCUGGUCAAGACAAUGGUUGUGAUUGCAGUUUUUAAGGCCUCAAGACCUGAAGGAAAAGGGGCCAUGAAGUGGUUUGGGGCAGCCCAGCAAAGAGGCACUGUCAUUAUCCUAACUUCUCUCCAAGUGGCCAUCUGUGUGAUCUGGCUCUCCACUGCUUCUCCUACACCUCACAAAAACACUCACUACCAGAGCUCCAAGAUUGUGUUUGAAUGUGCAGUGGGCUCAGUAGCAGGUUUUGCUGCAUUGUUGGGCUACAUAGGCCUUCUGGCAGCCAUCAACUUUUUGUUAGCUUUCUUAGCAAGAAACCUCCCAGAUAAUUUCAAUGAGGCCAAGUUCAUUAUCUUCAGCAUGCUCAUCUUCUGUGCUGUGUGGAUUGCUUUUGUUCCUGCCUAUAUAAGUUCCCCUGGUAAAUAUGCAGAUGUAGUUGAAAUUUUUGCUAUCCUGGCUUCAAGCUUUGGUCUACUCAUAGCCAUAUUUGCUCCAAAAUGCUACAUAAUUCUUCAAGGGAGCGUACCUAUGUUCCCCGGAACUUCAGUUCGCGGCGCCCCCUCUCCUUCCCUCAUCACAAACAAAGUGUGGGCACGGAGCAACAACAACCCGCGCCUUGCCGUGCGGCUGCAGUCUACUUGGAAGCAGCGGGGAACAUAG